Messenger RNA from Cuscuta europaea, 751 nucleotides. The record is from the annotation of a GenBank genome assembly. Lineage: Eukaryota; Viridiplantae; Streptophyta; Magnoliopsida; Solanales; Convolvulaceae.
GGGCUGAGGGCUCAUCUAAUGAAGAGGAAGAGGAGAACUAUGCGCUGAUGGCAUUGUUGGAGGAUGAAGAAGAAGAAAAGGGUGAUGCUGCGAUCCCCGAAAGUGAGUGCUCGAAUAGCACGUUCAUUAUGGCAGGCACAAAUCAGGCACCGAUUGACGACACCAUCUACCCAAGGGAGAAAUGGAUCAAAGUGAUGGACAACAACUACCAGCUGGACCUGACUGUGUUCAAGUGUCAGGAUCCCGUCAUCCCAGCAAUCAUGAGGAGCCACUAUCUCUGGCCCGCACUCCACAACGCCAAAUCAGUGCCAGAGAUAUACUUGCAGCAAUUCUGGGUUCAUAUGCAUACAUCGUCACCUAAAGACCGCACCAAAAUCAUGACCAAGCUGAACAGCAUGCGCAUAAUCCUGACGCCCUCUACUUUCCGAUCCAUCUUAGAACUGCCGACACACGACCCCUAUGAUCCUCUCCCAACUGUCAAUGUUGGGAAUAUUUUAUGGUGUUCAAUCUAGUUAGUUAUCUUUGUAUUUGUGUAGUUAUUAAUUAAACGUGUAAUACGGGCCACAAAUGUGUAUCAGCCCGUGGGCUUCCUUGUAACCCGUAAGUUAGCCAACUUCUCCUAUAAAAGGAGGCUAACUUACGGGAACCCUACUGAUCGUGAGAGGCUGAGACGCAGAGGCGUAGAGAUAGAGAGAAAUUAGGUUGCCGCUGCUCUCCUUCUCCAGGGAGAGUAGCGGCAGAUUCAUACGGU